AUGGCAUCCUCCACUCACGCCACCGAACUGAAGCUGGAGUGUGCCACACUUGCCGACUGGUCUAUUGACAACCAGGAUCCUCCAUGCGAAGAUGUUUUCCUUGAAGGUGGGCUUCAUGCAUGGUUCACUGUGGCCGGUAUAGCUGCCUGCCUCUUCGUGUCCUUCGCCUGGGUCAACUGUGUAGGCAUAUUUAGGCCUCGGUAUGGUGUUUUCCAACAUCUGGAACUGCGCAUCGCACCUUAA
Molecule: messenger RNA, 243 nt
Organism: Penicillium atrosanguineum
Lineage: Eukaryota; Fungi; Ascomycota; Eurotiomycetes; Eurotiales; Aspergillaceae
Exons: 1
Coding region: 1-243 (80 amino acids)
Source: RefSeq, a predicted model, not a curated record